AUGAAUCGCAUAAUCAUAUUAGCGCGUAGUGACAUUAUUGUCAAUAUAAGCUACAACUUGAGCCAUAGCCAUCCAUUGCGCGUUCACAAAGCACAAGCUGAAGAAGAGAUCAUUUGUUCUGGUUGCGAACUAGACCUAAUAGGUGCAGCAUUCAAAUGCACAAAGUCGGAAUGCGAUUACUUCUUGCACAAGUCAUGUUUCGAGCUUCCACGCGAGACUCGUCACAAGGCUCACCCUGAUCACCCUUUGACCCUCUUGUUUUCCCCAACGUACGAGUCGUCAACUUACGGUUGCGAGGCGUGCGAUGAGUAUGGAUCUGGGUUCGUUUACCACUGCUCUAUCUGUCAGUACGAUUUGCAUGUCGGAUGUGUGUCUAUGCCUGAGUCCGUGGAGCGUGAAGGACACGCACAUCCGCUCACAUUGCUCUUCUGCUCUCCUUACAAGAACGGUUCGAUCUUUAACUGCGAUGUUUGUCAACAGACUGUUCCGGAUAAUAUAUGGUCUUAUUACUGCAAGGAAUGUGAUUAUGGAAGGGGCUCGGCGACUUCAGAGUUAGCUGCAAUGUUGGAAGCUCAAAGGGAAAUGGAGAAGAUGCAAAUUGAGUUAGAUAUGGAAAUGCAAAGAGCUAAGAUUGAGAAGAAAUCUAGAAAGGCUAUUCUCAAUUCGAUCUAA
Molecule: messenger RNA, 672 nt
Organism: Arabis nemorensis
Lineage: Eukaryota; Viridiplantae; Streptophyta; Magnoliopsida; Brassicales; Brassicaceae
Source: the annotation of a GenBank genome assembly